AUCAACGCCUCAUUUCAUUCCUGCUAUUUCCGGCCGAUCAGCGCAGGUGAGCUUCGCGCACCACCUGAAUCACAACUCUACAUAUCUUCAAUUGGCCCUAUAUUGUUUUCAAAGAUGUAGAAGCUACCAUUGAGAUACAGAUUAGUCACUGGAAUUAGGGAUUAGUAUCAAUAUAUUGUCUGAGCAAUUGGUUGAUGGAGAGACAGCCGUUUAUCUCAAGAUGGGAUAGACAAAAGCGGCGGCUCCGCCUUGAGAGGCGUGGAGGUCUCUUAUCGCAAAGCCGGAUUUUUGAUCCUAAACUUAAAGGGUUCACUUCUAGAAAGCAGAUCUUCCGGUAUCUUCUCAUUAGCAUCGCUGUCAUUGCCAUUCUUCCACCUCUCUAUUUUCACUUCAAACUCCGCCGCUUCAUUCAGGUUCAAGAACAGAAAUGCAGUUGGUUGAGAAAUCCUCCUCUGAUCUGCGCUCAUGGAGGUGAUUCGUCAAAGGCCUUUCCUAACACUAAAACAGCAUACCAGAUUGCUUUGAGUUCUCAGGUAGACUGUAUUGAAGUUGAUGUUUCUCGUUCUUCUGAUGGAUUUUUGUUUGCCUUGCAUGACAGGCAGGGAUUUGCAACGAAUAUCUGGGAACAACACAUCCAAGGUUGGGUACUUGAGCUCAAGAGAGUUUGUGGUUGUAGAUUAAAGAGCUUGUCCCAAGUUCUGAGCUUCAACAGAAAUAUCAUGAUCUAACGGUGCCUACACUUGAAGAUGCACUAAAGCUCAUUUCAGGCUCAGUGCGACAAGUAGUUUUAGACGUAAAAGUGGGUCCUCCUUUAUUUGAAAAAGGACUUGCUGGUGAUGUUGUUUCUUCUUACAAAAAAUUUGGGUUCCAGAAUUGCACUGUAUGGGCGAAAAGUGACAACAUUCCAAGAGAUGUGCUGAACCUUGCACCAGAUGCCAUGGUAGGUUACAUUGUCAUGAUGGACCCUUCAACUGGAACUAGAACGCCAUUGCUGAGGAUGAGAGGUGCGGGGGUGGUCGGCGUCUACCAUCAUUUAAUUGAUGAGAAGCUUGUGAAACUUCUGCAUGGGAGAAACAAAAAGGUGUACUCAUGGACGGUUGAUGAUGAAGUAUCCAUGAAGGAAAUGUUAAUCAAACGCGUAGAUGCUAUCGUUACUAGCAACCCUUCUAUGCUAAAGCGUGUCAUGCAAGACGCACGGACACAAUGCCUUGAGAACGGUUUUUCUUUGUCUGCAUGAAGGACAGAUAAACACAAAGAGCCGAUUACAAAUUUUGCUGUUCCAUUAUUUGCUCCCAUAUUCAGUUUUGGGAUGCUAAACUUUUUUUUGUGUGUUGUCUACCGAUUGGUGACUGAUUGUC
Molecule: messenger RNA, 1358 nt
Organism: Cuscuta campestris
Lineage: Eukaryota; Viridiplantae; Streptophyta; Magnoliopsida; Solanales; Convolvulaceae
Source: the annotation of a GenBank genome assembly